Messenger RNA from Tachyglossus aculeatus (Australian echidna), 2724 nucleotides. RefSeq names its product dishevelled binding antagonist of beta catenin 1 (gene DACT1). NCBI's taxonomy places the organism in Eukaryota, Metazoa, Chordata, Mammalia, Monotremata, Tachyglossidae. The record is from RefSeq and is a predicted model, not a curated record. Gene Ontology annotation, biological process: negative regulation of JNK cascade; negative regulation of canonical Wnt signaling pathway; regulation of Wnt signaling pathway, planar cell polarity pathway. Gene Ontology annotation, cellular component: cytoplasm.
AUGAGCACAGGAAACGGCCUGUUGAACACGCAGCUAAGAGAUCGGCUGAGAGGGGGUUGUUUCCCUAGUCAAGUCUGGGAAAAGAUCAAAUGGAGCUGCCUAGCUUCCUGUGGCAUCAAACUUUCUGGAAAGGUGUGGGGUAUGAAAGAUGAUGGCUCAUCCUCCCGGGAAGAGAGCUGGAUCUGGUACACCCGCAAAGCCAGAGAGGGCUGCAUCCUGCUCUCGGCCUCCCAAACAAGAACCCAGGAGCAGCAGGAGCAGCAGGCCUGGGGGCCGGAGCGCCGGAGGCCCCGGGAGCGGCUGGAGGCCACGCUGGCCGGCCUGGCCGAGCUCGACUACCUGCGGCAGCGCCAGGAGCUGCUGGUGCGGACCGCUCUGCGGAGCGCUCUGCCCGGCCCGGACGGGCCCCGGCACGGGCACGGGCACGGGCACGGGCACGGGCACGGGGCCCAGGACCCGCCGGCCCAGCCCGCCCACCGCACCCGGCUGGAGGAGAAGUUCCUGGAGGACAACAUCCUGCUGCUGAGGAGACAGCUGAACUGUCUGAGGCGGAGAGAUGCUGGCCUGCUGAGCCAGCUGCAGGAACUGGACAAACAGAUCAGCGACCUCAGGCUGGACGGAGAAAAGACGGUGGAGGAGCGUCUGGAGACGGAUAGUCGGCCCAGUUCAGGGUUUUACGAGCUGAGUGACGGCACUUCCGGAUCCCUCUCCAAUUCCUCCAACUCCGUCUUCAGCGAGUGCUUAUCCAGUUGCCCUUCCAGCUCCUGUUUCUGCAGCCCUUUGGAGACGUCCUUGAAUCUGUCAGAUGGGCGGCCCAAGUCUGCAGAUCUCGUCGGGUGGCUGGACUGUAGAGAAGGCCAGUGUGAAGAGCAGGUGUCUGGGGGCUGGACGGUGAGCGGCUGCUCACCGUCCAGCCCCCGGGCCGAUUCCCUCGACGUCGUGGCUGAUGUGAACCCCAAGUUCCAGUGUGACUUGGUGUCCAAGAACGGGAACGACGUUUACCGCUACCCCAGCCCGCUCCAUGCCGUGGCGGUGCAGAGCCCCAUGUUCCUCCUCCCGGUCCCCCCCGGCGGCCCCCUGAGGGAGGGGGAGCAGCCGGGCCUCGGGGCCGGGGACCCCCGCCUCGGAGCUGAGCCGCCCGCCGCUGCCGCCCACCCGGACGACGCCUUCCUCCUCUCCCCGAGCGCUUCCUGGCCGGCCCCCGGCCCCCCGUCCAGUCAGAAGAUGGCGGGCUACAUCCUGAGUCUGGUCCAGAGAAAGGUGCAGCCGGUGCGGACUAACAAGCCGCGGACCAGCGUCAGCGCGGACCCGGCCAAGGCCGUCCUGCGCCACGGGAGCGGGUGUGUGCGGCAGGCCGGCGGGGGACCCCUGGCCCACGGCGGCCACCUGCCCGGUGCCCGCCCUGCCUCAGAGACCGCUGCCUUCUCCUCCCCCCAGCCCAGGCCGUGGGCCCGAGAGCCCCACGGUGAGCCGCCCGAGAACAGGAGGGCCCCAGCAGGCUGCCCCGCCGGCACUCCCGGCGAGCCCCAGGGCGCCAAGCACACCACCCCGGAGCUCCCCCGUGGCUCCACUCCUGGGCCGGGGGAUGUCCCGAAGGAGAGCCCUCCACCCUUCCCUGCCUCUCCCAAGGAGAGCCCCGGCCGCAGCCUGGCCCCCCUGCCCGAGAACAGGGCGGUCCAACCGCCCAAGAGGGCACCCUCGAAGGACGGCGGCCAGGGAGCGCCUCGGCCGGUGUCACCGGCUCCCGCACCAGUCCUCCCUCUGGCUCCCGCUCCGGCCCCCAUUCCGGCCCCCGCUCUGGCCCGCCUACCAGAGGAGAGGCCCACGGUGGAGUCCAAGAGCCAGGCGUCUCCCCCACGGAGCCCAGGCGCGGGCCGGCCAAGGAAGGGUCCGUCCACCACAGGGCCACAGAGGAGCACCCGGCCACCCCAAAGCAGCAGGCACGUGAGGGGCUCAAGAAGCUCCACGCCGAAGGUCAGGGCGCCCACGCUUCCCUCGGCGGUCAGCGGUGCCCAGGCCGUACGUGAAAAGAGCAGGGUAGGGGCCCGGAAGGGCCGUCUCCCCGACGACUCGGAUACAAACCGGAGAUCCAAGAAGCCUUUGGCGAGGGGCCGGAGGGCCGGGGGCGUCCCGCCAGAGCCCGGCCACCCUGGCAGAUCCCUGGGCGCCCAGCGGUCGGGGACCAGGGCCCACGGUCCCAGCCGAGACGCGUUGGUGGCCAAGCCCAAGCACAAAAGGGCCGACUACCAACGGUGGCGGCCACCGGCCGAGGCCUCCUUCGAAGAUGCUCUGCGCAGGGCCCGGAGGAACCGCCGGGAGGGCAUGGCGGUGGCCCUGCCGGGACGCGGCCCGCCGCCUCCCCUCGCCAGCCCCUACGCCUUCGUGGCCAGCGACUCCGAGUAUUCGGCCGAGUGCGAGUCGCUCUUCCACUCGACCGUGGUGGACACGAGCGAGGACGAGCGGAGCAACUAUACCACCAACUGCUUCGGGGACAGCGAGUCGAGCGUGAGCGAGGCGGAGUUUGGGGGCGACAGCACGACCUCCAGUGACUCGGAGGAGAGCGGGGGGCUCCUCUGGUCCCAGUUGGUCCAGACCCUCCCCGAGCUGCCCGACCGCCCCGCCGAGACCUUCGUCAAGAUCAAGGCGUCACACAAUCUCAAGAAGAAGAUCCUUCGCUUCCGGUCUGGCUCUCUCAAGUUGAUGACGACCGUCUGAGGGGCUCGG